AUGACUACAGAUCAAGUUGAAGUGGACUUCUAUGGGUUCAAACCAUUAGAUUCGGAAGGGAAACCCUUUGAUUUUGAACAGUUACGUGGGAAAGUGGUUCUGAUUGUGAAUGUUGCUUCACAUUGUGGGUUUACUCCGCAGUACAAAGAUUUAGAAUAUCUGCAUCGUAAAUAUAAUCGAAAAGGUUUGGUGAUUCUUGGAUUCCCAUGCAAUCAAUUUGGCCAUCAAGAACCAGGCUCGAAUUAUGAGAUAAGCAAAUUCUGUACGUUGAAUUUCGGUAUCACGUUCCCUAUACUGAACAAGAUUAAUGUCAAUGGAGUUUACUCAGAUCCUCUUUAUAAAUAUCUAAAAGAGAGAAAGUUGGACUCGGCAGGAUUGAAAGGUAUCAAAUGGAACUUUGAGAAGUUUCUAGUUAGUUCUGAGGGUGAAGUGUAUGGAAGAUAUUCAUCUUUGAUGUCACCUCUUGAGCUGGAAUCCGAUAUCUCUACACUGAUAGAACAAAAUCAAACUGCACACGCCACAUAG
This is a messenger RNA of Tetrapisispora phaffii CBS 4417, 525 nucleotides long. Its product is annotated as glutathione peroxidase. NCBI's taxonomy places the organism in Eukaryota, Fungi, Ascomycota, Saccharomycetes, Saccharomycetales, Saccharomycetaceae. The transcript has a single exon. Gene Ontology annotation, molecular function: glutathione peroxidase activity. Bases 1 to 525 code for a protein of 174 amino acids. Gene Ontology annotation, biological process: response to oxidative stress. The record is from RefSeq and is a predicted model, not a curated record.